Molecule: messenger RNA, 2238 nt
Organism: Alternaria incomplexa
Lineage: Eukaryota; Fungi; Ascomycota; Dothideomycetes; Pleosporales; Pleosporaceae
Exons: 1
Coding region: 1-2238 (745 amino acids)
Biological process (GO): mitotic cell cycle; intracellular signal transduction
Cellular component (GO): nucleus; cytoplasm
Molecular function (GO): histone H3T3 kinase activity
Source: RefSeq, a predicted model, not a curated record
AUGCCCGCAAAAGUUGUAUACGGAAAGAAGAGGAAUGGAGGGCGGACUGCGUUCACAACGUUCUUGUCACCAGAGAAAGGAGUUGCGCACAGAGAGAACGAGGAGGAAAUUGCGGUUAGCGGCCCGACACGUGACCUCCGGCGACAAACAGAACCAGAAAGAGACGAUGUGUCAGUAUUGGAGCAAGGAUUGAGCAAACUACGGAUAGAGAAAACAUCACCUGUGGAAGAUGAGGGUACGUUAAGGAAACGAUCGCGGUCACGCAAAACGAAGCCUGGGCGCAACGAGGAUACCACAAAGGAGAAUGUCGUCCCAUUCGAAGAUGCACUGGACGAGAGCAUGCAGGCUCUAUCUAUCAAGGGCCCCAAGGAGGAUGGAGUCAAUAUGCUCAAAGAGCCACGUCGACCGCGAAAGGUGCUGAGCGAUCGCAACAUCAACGCCUUACACAAUGCCUCACACAACGUUGACGAACUGGCUCGAUCGAUCCCGAAACCGAAGAAAGAGAAGAAACGCGUGGUUCCUACUAUCGUCGCCCAGGAUAUAGUAGCUACACCUGCAAAGCCUCCAGUGCCCACGGAUUCAGCUCGUUCAAAACUAGCCUCGACGCAACAGGCAGCAUGCCUUCCUACGCCCGAGCCGACACCUGAACCUGAAGACAUAUACACCGCCUAUGCUUCGCCACUACUGGCGCUCAGCGAUAGAAAGAAGCUUAUAGGGUUCCAGGAGUGGUCAGACGAGCUGGAGCCGCACUUCCAAGUUACCAAGAUUGCAGAGGCCUCGUUCUCAGAGGUAUAUCGGUUAUCUGCGAUAUCACCUGCGAAUGGUCUCAAGGAGGAGUCGGUGCUCAAACUCGUAGCGCUCAAGACACCACCAGCUGUUCCCCUACCAAGCCAGCUACACACUCGUGCGGUUCGAGAUCGCGAAGCGCAGUUAGAAAAAGAGAUGGAGCAGCGUGAACAGGACGACGCGUACAAGUCACAGGUUGAUGAUGUUGCUUCUGAGGUUAAGCUCCUUCAAAAUCUCAUCCACAUACCUGGAUUCACCGUCUUCCGCGACCUCACGAUUGUGCAGGGGAGACCUUCAGCGUCUUUCAACGAUGCGUGGAAGGAAUGGAACAAGGCGCGGCCACGCGGAAAGAAGAGUGAAUUCCCCGAUCCCAGCAAGAAGACCAGUUACGACGAGUACCAGCUCUGGGCUGUAGUAGAGAUGCAAGACGCUGGUACGGACGUCGAGAAGAUCAUGGAAACAGGUGGCAUGUCGUCAAUAUGGGAAGCUUGGGACGUCUUCUGGGGGGUAGCAAUCAGCGUAGGCAAGGCAGAAGAGGCGUGCCAAUUCGAGCACCGCGACUUGCAUCUGGGCAACAUCUGCGUUCGGUCUUCACGUUCAGGUGGAGACGUGCUGCAGCCCUCGAUCAAAGACCCUUUGCGACGCAAACUCCGCUUUACCGGCCUCGAUACGACUGUCAUCGAUUACACCUUGUCACGUGCAGAUAUCCUCGCCUCAUUAUCCCGAUCCCGCAGGACGUCUGUUAUGUCUCAUGUUUCCAGUUCCACAGCCGCAUCUGCGAGUGAGGAGAUGGUCGACGUUGCUUAUCUGGAUCUCAACAAAGACCCCGCGCUCUUCGAAGGCGAUGCAAGUGAAGAGUACCAAUAUGAGAUCUACCGCUAUAUGCGUGGCGCAGCACUCUUCGACAAUCCGUUGCAAUACGAGCCGUUGGAUAUACCGCAAGAGGAACAUGUGGAAGAGGAAGAGCCAGAGCAAGCCCCAGUCACACCCCGCCGCUCACCUAGGAAGAACACCCACAUUCGCUUCGACUCGGGCGAUGACGAACCACAAAUGCCUCGGCGAUCGCCCAGGAAACACAGUGAGGAAACGGUACCAGACGUUGCACCGAUACCAACGACAGAGGAGUCCGAAGAAGACGUCUGGCGCGAUUUCCACCCCAAGACAAACCUCGUAUGGAUGCAUUUCCUCCUGCAUAAAUUGCUCAACCACCUCGCUGCUCUCUCUUCCGCACCACACCACGUUUCUUCUCGUCCUGUCCUUUCUAAACAUGGCGAGGUGGAUAAGAAGAAAGUGGAGAAGAAGGCUAUGAGAAUGUAUAAGGUGUUGCAGAAUGUCAGCGAACUACUGUGUCCUGUCGCGCUGGGCAGAGAGGAGAGUCUGGGUAGCGUAAAGGAGUUGGUGGUUCUUGCUUUGGAGGAGCGGUGGGUUAGGGUUGAGGAUGUGGCAGGCUGA